CCUCGACGGGGAUCCAACGGCACCCGAUCCCUGCGUCCAUCCAAAGCUAAUAGACACACGGGCCGCACCGGCAUAAAACCCUCCGCCUCGGCCCCUUCCCACUCCAUCAAGGUCCAGAGACUCCAGGCGCCCUCUAACUACUUUCUCCCCAGUCCAUUUCGAACUCUCUAGACGCCUCCUCGGUCCUCUCUGUUCGCCGCCGCCGACCCGUCCUCCCUCCUCCCCCCUCUCCACGCCGCAGAAAUGGCGCUGCCGAAUCAGCAGGUCGUGGAUUACCCCAGCUUCAAGCUCGUCAUCGUUGGCGACGGUGGAACUGGUAAAACCACAUUUGUGAAAAGGCAUCUUACUGGCGAGUUCGAGAAGAAAUAUGAGCCCACUAUUGGUGUGGAAGUUCACCCUCUGGAUUUUAGCACUAACUGUGGCAAAAUCCGCUUCUAUUGCUGGGACACUGCUGGGCAAGAAAAGUUCGGUGGCCUCAGGGAUGGCUACUACAUUCAUGGUCAGUGUGCCAUCAUUAUGUUUGAUGUUACUUCGAGGCUGACAUACAAGAAUGUUCCAACAUGGCACAGGGACCUGUGCAGGGUGUGCGAGAACAUUCCCAUUGUUCUCUGUGGUAACAAGGUUGAUGUAAAGAACAGGCAAGUCAAAGCCAAGCAAGUUACAUUCCACAGGAAGAAGAACUUGCAGUACUAUGAGAUUUCUGCAAAGAGCAAUUACAACUUUGAGAAGCCCUUCCUUUACCUCGCAAGGAAACUGGCAGGGGAUCAGAACCUUCACUUUGUCGAAGCUGUUGCUCUGAAGCCACCGGAAGUGCAGAUUGAUAUGGCCAUGCAGCAGCAGCACGAAGCUGAGCUUGCAGCUGCUGCUGCGCAACCCCUCCCUGAUGACGAUGAUGACCUGAUCGAAUAGAUGUUCUCAAUGGCCUUGUUGAUGUGAGAGGGGACUUUUUAUAAGAAUUCAUGGUGGCUCAAACCUUUUUAGAGUUAGGCUUUACUCUCUUGAUGUAUCCAUGUUGAGAAUGAAACAUAUGUAUCCUGUUAUUGACGAGGGUUUUUGGUGAACCAGAUCGUUGAGGUAAUACAGCAUACGUUUCAGCGCUUGAUUGUGCC
Sorghum bicolor (sorghum) is the source of this 1109-nucleotide messenger RNA. Its product is annotated as GTP-binding nuclear protein Ran-2-like. Gene Ontology annotation, cellular component: cytoplasm; nucleus. The transcript has 8 exons. Bases 244 to 909 code for a protein of 221 amino acids. The record is from RefSeq and is a predicted model, not a curated record. Gene Ontology annotation, molecular function: GTP binding; GTPase activity. Gene Ontology annotation, biological process: protein import into nucleus; ribosomal subunit export from nucleus. Lineage: Eukaryota; Viridiplantae; Streptophyta; Magnoliopsida; Poales; Poaceae.